Messenger RNA from Chelmon rostratus (copperband butterflyfish), 1905 nucleotides. RefSeq names its product sialic acid binding Ig-like lectin 15, like (gene siglec15l). NCBI's taxonomy places the organism in Eukaryota, Metazoa, Chordata, Actinopteri, Chaetodontiformes, Chaetodontidae. The transcript has 9 exons. Gene Ontology annotation, cellular component: plasma membrane. The record is from RefSeq and is a predicted model, not a curated record. Gene Ontology annotation, biological process: regulation of actin cytoskeleton organization; regulation of osteoclast development; regulation of bone resorption. Bases 9 to 1052 code for a protein of 347 amino acids.
UCCCGACGAUGCGGCAGCAGACUCCGUGUUUCUGUUUCAUUCUGUCCACCAUCAUCACAGGGUCUCUUCUGAUGUCUUGGGACAUGAAGGUCUCUCUGGUGGUCACUGUCCCCAGAGGAGAGGACGCCGUCCUCAGCUGCUCCUUCACACAUCCCCGACAGCGCGACUACUCUGGGAAGAUCACCGUUAAAUGGCUGGCGAGAGAGUCCAGCGCUCUGCCGUUCUUCAGCUGCUCCGUCACCAACCACUCGGCGGAGGAAGCCGGCGACUGCUCCGGUUCAGGUCUAAGAUAUUCUCUGAAGGGAGACCCUCGACGGGGGGAGCUGUCACUCCUCAUCAGGCAGGUACACGAGGCAGAUAACGGGACGUACUUCUGCCGAGUGGAGCUGGAAGGCUGGAGGAGUUAUUUCCAAAAGGUGACACAUCUUUAUGUGACAGCUAAACCUCAGAUCCUGAGCCUCUCCGUGGUGGAGACGAGCUCUGGCUCAGACGGCGCCACCCAGAGGCUGCAGUGUGAGGCGGAGGGCCACCCGCUGCCCACCGUCAGCUGGCUGUCGGCCUCCAGGAGGCUGUCAGGAAGCCAGGUCCACACCUCUCAGCUCAGCCCCUUCAGGCUGGUUAGCUCCGUGCCGUACCGCGAGGAGGACGUGUUCACCUGCAGGGUGGAGAGCAGGCUGGGCGGAGCAGAGAGGAGGUACCCCCCAGGUAACGCUCUGCUGAUCAGCCUGACGGUGUGUGGCCUCAUCGUGCUGCUGCUGCUGCUGUCUGCAGGAUUCGUCUUCUACAGGCGGAGCAGAGCUCGAGCUGAGUCGUCUCCUGUUCGUGAAAAUACUGCUGCAGCUGCAGCCGACUCCUCUCCUAUUUAUGGAAACGCUGACGUAGUGGAGAUCCAUCGCCUGCAGCGCUCUGACUCUCCAGCUGAGGGCGACGUGGAGCGGCAGCUGGUUUACUGUGCUGUCGGUCUGAACGUUCAACACACCUGUUUGAAAACCUCCACACAACACCAGGAGGCGACAGCCGUCGUCUAUUCUCCUGUGAACCUUCAGCAGUGAGCGAGGAACCACAAAGAGCGACGCUUCAGCCUCGUGUGAACGCUGCAGGAAAUAUUCAUGUUUCCUUUGAGGUCCAUGUUCACAGUUUGUUGUGGUCACAGUAUUUUUAACACAUUAAUCAGAAACAGCAUCAAGUCAAGCGUUCAGAGCAUCAUGUUGUAGUUUUUAGUGCUUUAAAAUGUGUAUUUAGUUGAAGAUAAAGGUUUUAGUUGUGAAACUUUGGAUGUGAUAUUUGUGUGUUUUCUGUGAACUCUUUGGCCUUCAGAGAUGUUUUUAGAGGAGAAAACUCUGCUUUGAAUAUUAAUUUGUUUCAUCCUCACAUCUUCAUCUCCCUCGCUGAAACAGUCUAUAAACAUGCAGCCUUCCUUUCAGAAGUUUAACAGCUGGACACAUGAUGUCUCCGACCGUCUCCAGGUGUGUCCAGGUGUCUGCACACUGAGGUGGUUUAAUUGAUUGGGUGUAUGUUUGAGUAUCAGUUCACAGUUUGUCCUUAUUGAUCCGACCUCAGUUUGGGUUUUAGCUGCUGCGUGUUUUCACACCCUCCAGCAGGGGGGGCCAGAGGUCAACUAAAACUCAGAGAAUCUGUCCAGCGGUUUGUUCUGUUCUGUUUGUGCUGCACGACUCGCCGCCACUGUAAUGACGAAAGAAAAGAAGCUUUGAUCCAUUAAAACGUGAAUCGACGUGUCAGCAGCUCUGCUCACUUCUGUUCCGGGAUUAUUUUCCUGGUUUGGGCCCCUAAGUUUAAUAAAGGGACAUUUUAAUGCUCCAGCACACAAUGAGGUUUCCAUGGAUGGAUAACUGAGCUCAGGCCACAGGGCCCCAGGGGUCAGGGGCCCCCUGAGCCAACAUUUCU